AAAAAAAUAUCUAUGGUCCCCAUACUUGUAUUAUUUUGUGAUUACAAGAUUCUCCUAAUCUUAAUUAAUAUUUUAUCAUCUUUACUCCUUUGUCGUUACUUAUUUUAUAAUGAGCAAAGUUAACGUAUUUGCGAAUGGACAUUUUGUUCUAUUUUCAAAAUAUGAACCAGAUAAUGGCUGAAGCAAUUAGACUAAGUGUGCCACUGUGCAAACACGAGGUUACUAAAAAUAAAGGAUGCACUCCAACAUCAAGAUUGCAGGAAUGAAAAGUUAAUUCCAGACUGCAACUACAGAAUUUUUGUCAUCGGGGAUUACGAGCAUAAUAUGGCCACUAUGGGUUAGUUAAUUUGGGUGAAGGACUGCGCAGUACGCAUGUCCGACUACCAAAAAUUGCACGUACGACGUACCUCUUAAAUGAGAUAGUCACAGACUGGUUCGACCCGAUCGCAGUGCAAUGACCGGAACCAGCCCGGGGCAACCGCCAUCCUGAUCACGGUACACCCUACGCAAGUUCGUUCAAUGGGCACAAUGCGGCGAAGGUCUGGUCACGGCGGCCCCGACGGUGUUGUGGGCGGUUGGCGCCGUGCUGCUGGCGCAGAGAAUGAUCGCAGCCUUGUUCAGACGUUUCGCGUUCCGUAGGAUUCCGUUUUGGGAGCUGGUUUUGCAAAAUCUCCUCUUCCUGUGGAUGGUGAUCUACAGCUUACAUUUCUGGGCGGUGCUGGUGAAAAUCGCGAAAGCUGUAGUCGAAUAUACUUAUACAAAUCGUGAUAACAGUGUCGGUCCAGAAGACGCCGAGAGCUGUCAGCUCAUGCAACUGUGGGUCGUGUGGAUGCUCGCGGCUGGACCCCUGGCUUAUUAUCUGUACACGAGAGCGAAGCCAGAGAGUCAGCCACUCAUGAUAUGGAUCACGACGAACCCGUGGCAGCGCCGCGAGAUGGGCCCGUACGGCUACUACCUGAACCGGCCGCCCUCCGCGGAGCGUCGCCCGAGCGACUCCGGACAGCGGCCCUGCGCCCUCCGCCGGGCCCUCAGCGACUCCACGGUUAUCAGAGACGGGCCCAGAAAAAAACGAUACUCCAAGUCUGUGUAGUUCAAUAAACUUUGUGUCGGUUAUUGGAGUUUUAUUCCAAC
This is a messenger RNA of Bombyx mandarina (wild silkworm), 1131 nucleotides long. RefSeq lists its product as uncharacterized. NCBI's taxonomy places the organism in Eukaryota, Metazoa, Arthropoda, Insecta, Lepidoptera, Bombycidae. The record is from RefSeq and is a predicted model, not a curated record.